Messenger RNA from Oryza brachyantha (malo sina), 2390 nucleotides. RefSeq names its product wall-associated receptor kinase-like 14. The coding region runs from base 117 to 2255 and encodes 712 amino acids. Gene Ontology annotation, biological process: protein phosphorylation. NCBI's taxonomy places the organism in Eukaryota, Viridiplantae, Streptophyta, Magnoliopsida, Poales, Poaceae. The record is from RefSeq and is a predicted model, not a curated record. Gene Ontology annotation, molecular function: protein kinase activity; ATP binding. The transcript has 3 exons.
UAUUUAUGAAAAUAUCAACGAUGUCAUAUUAAAAAUAUAAAGAAAAAGAAAAUGGGUAUAUUACUAGCUUCGCUAGCCAACCUCAGACAUUGAUCUGGUAGCUAAACGCCGCCGCGAUGCACCUCGCCGGCGGCCUCGUCCUCUUUCUCCUCUUGAUUCUUCCCGAUGGAGCUCUCUCCGCCACCGCCACCGGGAGGGGAUGCCAACGCCGGUGCGGCGGUUUGGUUGUCCCCUACCCUCUCGGCUUCUCCGGUGACUGCCCGGUCCUGCUUUCCUGCGACGAGAGGAGCGGCUCCAAGGUGGCGGUGCUCCGGCGCCCGACCAACGGCUCGACGACGCCCUCGACGGGUCAGCAGUACACCGUCGUCGUCGACAAGCCGUUCGACUCGACCAACUCCUCAUUCGUCGUCUCCCUCCCGCCGUCGUGCGACCGGGACGUCCUCCGAGCGAGGCGGUGGCUCGCCGGCGCGAACUACGGCGUGACGUCGCGCAGCGGGCUGUUCGUCCGCGGCUGCCGGAACGCGGCGAGCACCAACUGCACCCUCCCUGCCGAGGCCAUGUCCACGAUGCUACGCACGGCGGCGUGCGGCGGCGCCGCCAGCAGCAACGGGACCCCGUCGUCCUCGGUGGCGUGCGUCGCGACGAUCUCGACGGAGGAGGAGAUGGCGAGGGGCGUGGGCCUGUUCGCGCGGUGGGACAAGGUCGACCAGCUCGGCUGCGAUCAGCUGCUGACGUCGGUGUACGCCGACACGCGGGAGGGGCGGUUCUCGCUGGAGUUCUCCAUGGCGGAGCUGGGGUGGUGGGUCAACGGGAACUGCAGCGCCGCCGCCGCCGCCGGCUCCGGCGGCGACAUCGACAAGGCCGGGCGGUGCGCGGCGAACGCGACGUGCCACGACGUGCAGACCCCGACCGGCGAGUGGGGCCACCGGUGCUCGUGCAAGGACGGGAUGGACGGCGACGGGUUCGCCGCCGGCGACGGGUGCUUCUUCGCCGCCAAGAGCUCCAGGAAGAAAAUUCUGAUGAUAGUUGGAGGUGUCUUGGCGGGAACGGUGGCGGCCGGGGUGCUCCUCCUCUGCUGCGCGCGUUGCCGGCGCUCCGCCGGCGGCGGCCGGUACGGCUCCGACCGGCUGGCGGCGAAGCGGCUGCUGUCGGAGGCGGCGUCGUCGAGCGGCGUGCCGGUGUACUCGUACCACGAGGUGACGCGCGCCACCAACUCCUUCUCCCACACGCACCGCCUCGGCACGGGCGCGUACGGCACGGUGUACGUCGGCAAGCUGCCGGCGAGCUCGCCGUCGCUGGUGGCGAUCAAGCGGCUCCGGCGCCGAUACGACGACGACGACGACACGGCCGUGGCGCUGCUGCUCAACGAGGUGAAGCUCAUCUCGUCGCUGAGCCACCCCAACCUGGUCCGCCUCCUCGGCUGCUGCCUCGACCGCGGUGAGCAGAUCCUCGUCUACGAGUUCGUCCCCAACGGCACGCUCGCCCACCACCUCGCCGGCGGGGGCCUCCCGUGGCGGGCGCGGCUCGGCGUGGCGGCGGAGACGGCGGCGGCGAUAGCCUACCUGCACUCCACGCGGCCGCCCAUCCUCCACCGCGACGUCAAGUCCAGCAACAUCCUCCUCGACGGCGACCUCCGCCCCAAGCUCGCCGACUUCGGCCUCUCCCGCGCCGUCCGCCUCGAGGCGUCGCUGUCGCACGUGUCCACGGCGCCGCAGGGCACGCCGGGGUACCUCGACCCGGAGUACCACCAGAACUUCCACCUCUCCGACAAGAGCGACGUCUACAGCUUCGGCGUCGUCCUCCUCGAGCUCAUCACCGCCAUGAAGGUCGUCGACUUCGCCCGCCCGGCGGCCGAGGUGAACCUCGCCUCCCUCGCGCUCGACCGCAUCGGGAAGGGCCGCGUCGACGACAUCGUCGACCCGGCGCUCGUCGACCGCGGCGACGAGUGGGUCAUGCUCUCCGUCCGCCACGUCAGCGAGCUCGCGUUCCGGUGCCUGGCGUUCCAGAAGGACGUCAGGCCGUGCAUGAGCGAGGUCGCCGCCGAGCUCAGCCGGAUCAGGGACGCCGCCCCGGCAUCCGUGCCGGGAGCCCGAACCGGAGCCAGCCGCCCUAUGAUGGUCGACAUCGGCUUCGACGGCGUGGACACCACGCCGGCGGCGGCGAAGAAGGCCGGGUCGCCGGUGUCGGUGCAGGACGUGUGGAUCAGCGACCAGAGCUCGCCGUCGACCAACGGCUCCAUGCCGCGCUUUGCUUAGCUCCUAAUUUAAUUUGUAAUUACAGAGGAAUACGAAUUUGAUGUGAAUUUGACAUUUUUUGAUGUGUCAAAAAAAUCAUAAUAUGUACUUAGCCGAGCUCUAGGAGAUGGCAAGUAUUUCAUGCCGAAUUGAAUA